Messenger RNA from Siniperca chuatsi (mandarin fish), 3168 nucleotides. Its product is annotated as sodium-coupled neutral amino acid transporter 3-like. The coding region runs from base 445 to 1869 and encodes 474 amino acids. Gene Ontology annotation, biological process: L-histidine transmembrane transport; L-glutamine transport; glycine transport. The record is from RefSeq and is a predicted model, not a curated record. The transcript is spliced from 16 exons. Gene Ontology annotation, molecular function: glycine transmembrane transporter activity; L-glutamine transmembrane transporter activity. NCBI's taxonomy places the organism in Eukaryota, Metazoa, Chordata, Actinopteri, Centrarchiformes, Sinipercidae.
GUUUCCAGAGGACCAAACCAGAAACGCUGUUGAUUGGAUGGAUUCCUGGGAUUCCCUGUAGCCCUGAACUGCAAACUGUCUCAGAAAACUAUAGGCAAUUCAUUUCCUUUAGACACUGGUGUUGCCACCUUUUCAGUGCAGACACCUGGUGAGUGUAUCCCUAGGUCUCAGCAACUGUUACACUACCUGUAGCUGGUUUAACAAAGGGUUAAGUAUGGGUGUUCCCAUUUCCCGCUCCCUCCCUCCCAGCCUCUAAGCUCUCACUCUCUCCUCUCUUCACUACCAAGGAGCUUUGGAGAGACUCCUAAGAACAAAGGAGUCUGCACAAGGAUUUAUUCUGUCAAUAUUCAGAAAGGAAAAAAGAAAAGGCUAGGUGAAAGUUUGAAGAGGAUUCUUUCAGUCCUGCAAAAGUAGAUCUCUCAAGUCACAACCCCAGCAACCAGAAUGGAGCUUCAGAAGAUGAAUGGACACAGCAGGGAGGAUGGGUUUGAUGGGCUGGAUGCCCUGGCUGAACAUGAGGAGUUUCUCCCACAUAAACCUGGUGUCAAGAAAGAAAAUCACUUUACAGACUUUGAAGGAAAGACUUCAUUUGGCAUGUCCAUCUUUAACCUCAGUAAUGCCAUAAUGGGCAGUGGAAUUCUGGGAUUGGCUUUUGCAAUGUCCAACACUGGAAUCAUUCUUUUUAUAGUCCUGUUGGUGUGCAUUGCCAUUCUGUCUGCAUAUUCAAUUCAUCUCCUGCUGAAAUGUGCUGGAGUUGUUGGCAUCCGGGCUUAUGAGCAGCUUGGGAAUCGGGCUUUUGGUCCCCCAGGAAAAAUGCUGGCCGCAUGCAUCAUUACAGUGCAUAACAUUGGAGCAAUGUCCAGCUACCUCUUCAUCGUCAAGUCUGAGCUCCCACUGGUUAUUCAAGCUUUCCUUAGUAAACACGAAAACACAGGAGAGUGGUUCUUGAAUGGAAACUACUUGAUCAUCAUUGUUAGCGCUCUCAUCAUCCUUCCUCUAGCACUCAUGAAACAACUUGGUUACCUGGGAUAUACAAGUGGCUUCUCCCUCUCCUGUAUGGUAUUUUUCCUAAUUUCGGUUAUAUACAAGAAAUUCAACAUCCCAUGUCCGCUUGUUGAUGAACAUCAUAACAUAACUCCGAUUGCUGAUAACCACACUAAUGAGGCAGACGACUUCUGUGAGGCAAAAAUGUUUACCAUCAACUCACAGACAGCGUACACCAUCCCAAUUCUGGCCUUCGCUUUUGUCUGCCACCCAGAGGUCCUACCUAUCUACACUGAGCUACGAGAUGCUACCAAGAAACGUAUGCAGAAUGUUGCCAAUUUCUCCAUCCUGGCCAUGUUUGUCAUGUACCUGCUAACUGCUCUUUUUGGUUACCUCACCUUUUAUGGUGCUGUGGAGUCAGAGCUGUUACACACCUACAUUCGAGUGGGCCCCCUGGAUGUCCUGAUACUCUUAGUGCGUCUGGCUGUGCUGGUGGCCGUCACUCUGACUGUCCCUGUGGUUCUUUUCCCGAUCCGCAGGGCCUUGCUCCAGAUCUUGUUCUCUGACAAGCCUUUCAGCUGGGCCAUACACAUCGGCAUUGCAUUUUGUCUCCUCUUCUUGGUCAACCUACUUGUUAUCUUUGUGCCCUCCAUCCGCGACAUCUUUGGCCUCAUCGGAGCCACAUCUGCCCCCAGCCUCAUUUUCAUCCUACCUGGAAUCUUCUACGUCCGGAUUGUUCCUGAGGACCAGGAGCCUUUUCUGUCCAGACCCAAGAUUCAGGCUGCAUGCUUUGCUGCACUGGGAUUCAUCUUCAUGAUCAUGAGUUUGUCAUUUAUCAUCAUUGACUGGGUGACUGGAGAGUCGCGAAGUGGAGGCGGGCACUAGCCACCAUGACUGAACAGAGAUGCUACGAACAGAAUGCCAACCAAAGCUCUCCCUGUCAUUAAAUUACUCCUGAUCUUCCGAGUUCUCAUCCAAAGCCAAACAGGAAAGUUUGGCUGCACAAGAAGAGGGAUAUGUGAAGAACCUUUGCCUACAACAAUAAAAGAAAAAAAAGUGUUUUGACAUGUGAUGGGGCAGGCCUGUAAUGGAGGAGAGCACACAGAAGUGUGAGAAUAAUGUCAUAUUGUGAUCUGACUGAAUAAAAUCUAUGUCACGGCUCGCAGCAAGGAUGUUGUUUGGAGGCAUGUGUAGAAAUGCAAAACAAUGAAUGGGAACAGCAUGACUCAUAUGGAAAUCCCAUUUUAGAGUAUGGAUGUGUACAGUUCCGUGGAAUAGCUCAGUCACUGCCAAAAUCCUUCCAAUCUACUUCCCUACCAUUUCAGAUUUUACAGGACAGAAAUUUCACAGUGUCGAAAGGCAAUCAUUUCCUUUUCCCAGGACUUUGCUUUUUAUCAUACAAACAAGCAUCAGUUUGUUCAUUCAUCAGUUGCUAUUUCAUUUCACAUUAGAUUUGUCAAAUCUGCUGGUUCAGGGUUGUCCACAUUUCCCUGAACUUCACAGAUUCAGCUAAAUAUGACCAGCAAGGGUUAGUCUGCUGUUCCACACUAACUAUUCCAAUGUACCAAAAGACAAUUUUCAAUGACUUUUACAUGGAGUUUAAUUAAUGUUCUUAAUGUGAUAUUUUGUUAAUCUAUUCUGACACUUGACUAUUGUAAGAUGAUCAUCUUUAAAGCUGAGUCUGAGGUGACCUUUUCUGAAUAAUCCAACAGAUUCGGUGCAAUUUGUGGUGUUCAGCUGCUAUCCAUAAAGGUCAAACAGACAGUUAUUGACAAUCACAUGUGAGUCAACAGACACAGAAACGUGGUUUGCACAGUUAUUAUGUAUUCCUGAAAAAAUCCCAAAGAAAACUAAACCAAAGAAUAUAACUAUUGUGUCACAUUAAAAUAGGGUGUAACACACUUUUCUUUUUUUUACCAUGUUCGGCAAAGGCCAAUUAAAAAUUGUACAUUAAAAAAUCCAGUGUUAAAAAUGCUAUGUCUGUUUUAGCAGUCCCAGAAACUGUUCAGUAUGGUGAACCUAUGGUUUUUAAGUUAAAAUGGAGUCUGUUUUCAUUUUUCUUAUUUUUGUCUUUAAAAUUUGACUAAAAGAUAUUUUGACUUUAUCUUAUGUCAUCCUGUACAUUUUUAAAUUAAUUUGAAUGUUGUUAUCUGUCAAUAAAAUAUGUCUUUCAUUUGUACAGAA